This is a messenger RNA of Pochonia chlamydosporia 170, 603 nucleotides long. RefSeq names its product phosphoglycerate mutase family protein. The transcript is spliced from 2 exons. NCBI's taxonomy places the organism in Eukaryota, Fungi, Ascomycota, Sordariomycetes, Hypocreales, Clavicipitaceae. Gene Ontology annotation, molecular function: phosphatase activity. The record is from RefSeq and is a predicted model, not a curated record. Gene Ontology annotation, cellular component: cytoplasm. The coding region runs from base 1 to 603 and encodes 200 amino acids.
AUGGAACCUUUCAUUUAUCUCGUUCGCCACGCUGAAGCGGAGCACAACAUUUCCAAACAAUUUUCGCAGCGAGACCCGCCUUUAACUCAAGUCGGCAUUGAGCAGGCAUCAUCUUUGGAGACGACAUUUCCAGAGCCCCGCUCGAUUGCUAUUGUUCUUACGUCGCCUCUUAAACGCGCUCUACAAACUACAUUGGCCGGAUUUUCGCAUGUCAUCGCCCUAGAUCGUGAUGACACCGACAACGGAAUCAGAAAUGCCAGACCUAAUGGCUCUAAGCGCGCUUUGUUGGAAGAGGCUUUCCCAAGCGUCGAUUUCAGCAUGUUGGACAAAGACUGGUUUCUGAAGACUGGAAUUUACGCAGCAGAUGAAGAGAGCGUUGCUCUAAGGGCUAAGGCAUUUCGCGAGAAGCUAUGGGGCCUUGCUGAUUCUGUGCAAAGGGAACAGCCGAUGUCUUCGAGCCACAGUGCAAUUGUAGUUGUCACACAUGGGGUGUUCAUGAAAUACUUGACACUAGAUAAGAAUAUUGACCUUCCCAAGGCAGGGUGGCAAACGUUUCGCUUGGUCAAAAUCACCAAUGGCGAAGUGAUUCUAUCACCCGUUUAG